AUGUUAUCAGUAGUAAUUUUUUUUGGACAAUAUAUUGAAGCAUGGAAAUCAGAAAUAAGAGUUCACUUAUUUCAUUUAACACGCCGUAGUGAUAAUUCAGAUUGUUUUCCAGAAAGAGGCUUUAGCUGUGAUUUGUGUACAACGAGAAAUCGAGUUUUCACAAAAAAAAAACGAAUAUGUAAACAAACUGUGAAGAAAAUUGUUUCUGUACCACUUAGUCUUUAUAAAACAUCAGGUGGUGUUAAUGAAAAUUUUAUACAAUAUUGUCAAAAAAAAUUUAGCUCACGUCCAAUUAUUAUUGAUGGUGAUGAUGAUGAUGAUGAUGAUGUGGCUGUAAAAUUGAAAUGGGCUGGUGCAAUGGAUGAUUUGAAUAAACUAGAAUCAAAAUUCUCACGUGUGUUUGAAGAACAUAAUGAAAUAUGUGUAUUUGUUUAA
This is a messenger RNA of Didymodactylos carnosus, 435 nucleotides long. NCBI's taxonomy places the organism in Eukaryota, Metazoa, Rotifera, Eurotatoria, Philodinida, Philodinidae. The record is from the annotation of a GenBank genome assembly.